UCAUCUUUUAUUUUAAAGGGUGGAAUUGAACAUUUUCAGACCCUAAAAGAUACAUCCAUUGUCAAAAUAUUUAUGAAUGAUUGUCGUAAGAUGAUAACUUGGUAAAUAAAAUGAUAUUGUUUGAAAGCUCCAGGAAGUUUUUCAAAUGUUGUGAUAAUGAUCUCCCGUCAGAUUAUAAAUAUAACAAAUGGAUCUCUGCCUAACUUCCUUCAUAAUACGCAUAGUGGGUGUGGGUAACAGGAGAGGGACGUCAAAACAAGUAACGAAUAUAGACUCUGUUUAUCUUUAUGAGAUGUGUAAUAUCCAUAUUUUUAGUUGAAUUCUGCCUACUCAAUUCGGGAACAUGAUUGUGAAAAGAUAAAAAUGAAACGUAUGAAACUGAUAAGAGUGAAUUCGCGUCAUCGUAAAAAUAACAAAAAUAAUGACAGGAUGGAUCCAAAUUCUUGGAACAAUAAAGCCAAUUUUCAACACAGAGAAAAUUCACAAGCGGAAGAGGUAGACGAGGUACAUGUAAAUGGAUGGCAAGCAAUGAUAAAAACCUUUUUGUGGUUGUCGUUAGCUGUAUUCCUUAUAAUUGCAGCAGUAUUGAUAUUAGAAUAUUGCUUUCUGAAUAGGCGAACUGAAAAUGAAACAUCAUAUGCUACAUCUCAGAGUCCACCUUCUUCCAUUAAACUUCCAAAUCACCAGUUUUUUAAAAAGAGCGACUGGGGUGGUAGACCACCAAAAUGGCAAUUGAACAUUACUGGUCCUGUGAAUAUGGUCAUAAUAAAACAUCUGAGAUCAAGAACCUGCGACUCUUUUCCGAGUUGUAGUAAAGUUGUAGCGACGCAACAAAGUCAAGAUGCCAGAGACGGUCAUCCAGAUAUAUACUGCAGUUUUCUUAUUGGCAGUGAUGGAAAUAUCUAUGAAGGAAGAGGAUGGGGAGUUCAACCGCAGUACAGAAAUGAUACGGUCGACAUCGUAUAUAUUGGAACUUACGAUAUUGACAAAUUAACGCCAAAUAUGAUAGAUGCUGCUAAAACUUUAAUCAACGAUGGAGUUAGCAGGAAAUACUUGACUGAAGACUAUAUUAUCGUCUGUCAUAACCAAACUAGUCCAAACACAUGGAGCCCAGGCCAAAAUAUUUUCAAAGAAGUAAAAACUUGGCCACACUAUGACUCUGGAAUUUUCUUUGAGACGACCUCAGGGAACACGGUGGCUUCAGUGAAGCAUUCGGUAAGCCUGACUUCAGAAGUUCAAAUAAUAUGUUAACUCAUGUGUUUAACUCACUUGUGUUUUGUGGACUACGUUUUUAACAAGUGUUUGAGGUGACUAAUUCUUCUACUAAUAAAUUUCGAUAAAAAAUUAAAUUGAAGUAUGACGAAAUAUGUAUUGAACAUAAUUUGGAAAAACUGCCUCGGCUUGAAUUAUUCAUUAGAUGUAGGUAUUGA
Leptinotarsa decemlineata (Colorado potato beetle) is the source of this 1430-nucleotide messenger RNA. Its product is annotated as peptidoglycan-recognition protein SC2. Lineage: Eukaryota; Metazoa; Arthropoda; Insecta; Coleoptera; Chrysomelidae. Gene Ontology annotation, molecular function: zinc ion binding; N-acetylmuramoyl-L-alanine amidase activity. Gene Ontology annotation, biological process: peptidoglycan catabolic process. The record is from RefSeq and is a predicted model, not a curated record.